Molecule: messenger RNA, 1896 nt
Organism: Aspergillus chevalieri
Lineage: Eukaryota; Fungi; Ascomycota; Eurotiomycetes; Eurotiales; Aspergillaceae
Gene: zfpA
Product: putative C2H2 finger domain protein
Exons: 2
Coding region: 1-1896 (631 amino acids)
Biological process (GO): regulation of transcription by RNA polymerase II
Molecular function (GO): DNA-binding transcription factor activity, RNA polymerase II-specific; RNA polymerase II cis-regulatory region sequence-specific DNA binding
Source: RefSeq, a predicted model, not a curated record
AUGUUGGCGGUCAUGCCCUCGAGACAACAGGAAGUCCCGUACUUCCAGAACCCUACGAUGGACCCUUCGAUGGUCGACCUCUUCACCUUUCCUAUGGACAGCCUGAGUGGAUUCGGACAGAACAACGACACAACAAGAGUAACACAAUCAUACUACGAGCCACCAUUAUAUUCAGAGGACAUUCAGAAGCCAGGAUUCCCUUCUCUUCCUGGUUCGCCUCCGGCUGCUACUACCCAGGCCCCGGAGCCUCGGCCUUCUCUGUCUAGUGCUUCAGCUCCAUCAAUUGCUAGUACAUCCUCUUCUGCUAUUGGUUCGCCGUACUCUGCCACACAAGGCAUCCAGGAAGGCUGGAUGGAUACAAAUCACGAACUUAGUCUUGCAGGUGCUAUAGGUGAUUUGUUUCCCAGCGACCAGAUGAUCAACACCUUGGACGCAGACGCCUACUUUCAAAAGAAGGGCCCAGAUAACUUUGUCGACCCUUCCUGGAUCCAGCCUAUUCCUCAACAACCUAAUGGAUCAUCGCCUGUCACCUAUCCCGAGCAACCCAGCUACGCCAUGGGUCAAUCUGUCUUUGCACAACAAUCACCAGAGGCAUCUCCUCUCCCUACCCUGGAGGGUCUCGAGAACAACGAGACAAAGGAGUCGAAACAGCCCCUUUCACCACAAGCCACGCUGUCUGGCAAUCCCCCUUAUCAGCCCAUGUACAACCGACGAUCCUCUGCCUCUUCCACCCACAGCCGCGGCUCUCGCCGUAGCCCUUCUGCCAGUAGUGUUGACGGUGAAACCAAGGGGCGGUGUCCUCAUCCAGAGUGCGGUCGGCCCUUCAAAGAUUUGAAGGCCCACAUGCUCACGCAUCAGGCUGAGAGACCCGAGAAGUGCCCGAUUGUCAACUGCGAGUACCACACCAAAGGUUUCGCUCGCAGGUACGACAAAAACCGUCACACCCUUACCCACUACAAGGGCACCAUGGUCUGCGGGUUCUGCCCAGGAUCAGGGUCUCCCGUGGAGAAGAGUUUCAACCGGGCCGAUGUCUUCAAACGUCAUUUGACCUCUGUGCAUGGUGUCGAACAGACUCCUCCCAACUGCCGGAAGAAGAACUCGAACUCGAAGAAUACCAUGGCGUACAGCAGUGACUCCACUGGCAAAUGCUCGACAUGCUCGGGUACUUUCAAUAACCCGCAGGACUUCUAUGAGCACUUGGACGACUGUGUGCUCCGCGUGGUGCAACAGGAAGAGCCCAGCGAAGCCAUCAACCAGAAACUGUUGGCGGAAGUGGACUCGGACGAGGAGGUAAAAAAGACCAUGGAGAAGCAUAAGUUGACUGACAACACGGCUGGUACUGGUUCUCAAUCUGACUUCAAUGAUUCUCCCUCGAACCAAAAGUCGGGCAAGGGCAGCAUCAAGUCCACAAAAGGCAACACCAGCUCGCGUCCCAUCCUGGGAAAGAACGCCAUCACCAAGCACUCGACACAAAAUAACAACGGCAACAGCAGCAAGCUUCGCCCAAUGGUGUCGCGGCGGCGGAAUAACCGGAACUUCUACCCUCAGUCCUGGGGGUGUCCGGCGAGCAGCAUGAAGACGAAAAAGCGCGUUCUCUGCGUUUUUGAUGGUCCGCGCCGCCUGUGGAAAGAUGAAAUGAUGCUCGACAACGAGUUCGAGGUCCGCGUCAAGCUCCCUGGCGGAGCAGGCGACGGCACCAACCGCGACGCAUACAUCACCGACCUCGACAUUGAGACCAUGAAGCGCGCUGAGGGCGUCUUCAGUGCUACUGCUGAGGAGCGGGGGGAGUGGACCGAUGGCCCUUCCACGCGACUGAUCGGGCAACCGAUGAUGCCCUUGCCUGGACUCAGUCAAUCUUCAGACGAGGUUGAUUUGGACGAGUUGAUGAGAACCUGA